AUGUCACAAGGCUCAGGACCCAAACGCACAACACCAGAAACAGUCUAUAAUGAUAUCUUGGUGUCGGGGCGUGGAGACUCCUUCUUCAUCCGGACGCACUUUGAGUAUGAGAAGGAGACCCCUCAGAGCCUGGCCUUCAGCCGGGGGGACGUCUUCAAGGUUGUGGACACGCUGUACGACGGGAAGCUGGGCAACUGGCUGGCUGUCCGUGUGGGCAAGGACAAGCAGCUGCUGGAGAAGGGCCUCAUCCCCAACAAGAGCAGAGCGGAGCAGAUGGCCAGUGUGCAGAGUGCUCAUAAAGCAGUGGUGGGCGAUCGAGCGGACUUCUGGAGGUUGCGAGCUCAGCGCUCUGUGAAGAGGAAGGACCUGAGGAAGAGCAGGGAGAACCUGAGCGCUCAGACCCUGGCCACCCGCUUCCCAGCAUACGAACGGGUGGUGCUGCGAGAAGCUGGUUUCCGCCGCCCCGUGGUUCUGUUCGGGCCCAUCGCUGACGCUGCCAAUGAGAAGCUGGCCUCCGAGAUGCCCGACCUGUUUGUGGUUGCCAAAACCGAGCCGAAAGACGCCGGAUCAGAGAAGUCCUCCGGAGUGGUUCGCCUCAACACCAUCCGACAAAUCAUCGAGCAGGACAAGCACGCCCUGCUGGAUGUGACCCCCAAGGCAGUGGACACCCUGAACUACACCCAGUGGUACCCCAUUGUCAUCUUCUUCAACCCAGACAGCAAGCAUGGCAUUAAGACCAUGAGACAGAGGAUCGCCCCUAACUCCAACCGCAGCGCCCGCAAACUCUACGAACAGGCCGUCAAACUGAGGAAGACCUGCGCUCACUUGUUCACUGCCACCGUUGAUCUGAACUCAGCCAACGACGCCUGGUACGGCAGCGUCAAAGACUCCAUCAGAGGGCAGCAGAUGCAGGCGGUGUGGGUUUCUGACGGCAAGCUGGAGGUAGUAGAGAGUGAUCUGGACUGCCAGGACGUGGAGCGUCUGUCCUUCCUGUCCGCCAUGUCCGCUGAUUACCUCAGCAUGGACAGCCGGCUGACCUCUGACCUCGAAGACACCGCCGACGAGGGCGGGACCUACACCGAUAACGAGCCGGAUGUAGAGAUGAUGCACAUCUCAGCCAUCAGCCGCUCGUCUGAACCCGUCACAGCUGAGGAGAUCUUGCGCAGGUACAGUCCAGACAUCCGGAGUCGCUUAAGGAAACUGAGCAGCCGUGAAGUCCUCAGCAGGUCCAGUCCUCCACCUGUCUUCUCACCAGACGGCAAGGUGAAACUGUCUCUGAGGGACGAUCCGGCCACUUUGUCAGGAUCAACUAACUCACACCAUCACCACCGUCAGCACCACCCUCCACCCCCCAGCUCCAGCAGAAGUUACGAUUCUCCCUCCAGCAGCAGCCCGGCCAGCAGCAACAAUGACCCACCCCCACUCAUCCCCCGUUCAGCAGCUUCCUCCGGCCCGCUGCCCCUGCCUCCAGCUCACCACUUUAACUCCUGCAGCAAAAUGUGGCCUGUGGGAGCGCCUCAACCCCCCCCCAUUCUUAGGUCCAUCAGUUGUGGGGGCACGGCAGAGGCUACAGUGCACCCCCCCGGGGCUCUUUCCGGUGCCCUGGCAGCCUGCAGGCAGCAGGAGGAGGCGGCGCAAGACAGCCCUGGGGAGGACCCCUCCCUCAGGUCCUUCUAUGGGAAGAUCAAGGCCUUCGAAAAGAUGGAUCACUUCGCCCGGGCCCAGAGGAUCCUGGAGCUGCAGGAGGCGCAGAGUGCCAGGAUGGAAAUGGCUCAGAAGCACCCCGACAUCUACGCCGUUCCUCUGAAGGCGGCCAAGCUGGAGCACAGCCGCCCUCAGCCUAUCGGGUCCAGCUCCCGCCCUGGACCCCAGACUUCUCCGUCCUCCAGGGAGGGGCGUCCCUUCUGCCCCAGCGAGGAGCAUGUGGAGGAGGAGGCAGCGCCUGAAUACUACACCGCCAACUCCUUCCAGUACCAGGACACCCAGCUGUAGCUGUCCUGGACACAUGUUCAUGCACUGCAGCUGCAGUCUAUAACACAUCCAUGCCAUCAUGCCCUGCACAAUAAGCUGCUGACUCUGAACUGACUCUUGCUUCUUUGAUAUUAAAGGACAAAAACUUUUAUUUUUGAUUCACAGAAGUUUAAGCAAUCUCACUAUCCAUUUGGAUUGGAACACUGUCCUCACUUAACUUUUUACGUUUAUCUAAUGGUUUAUUUAUUCUUUACCACUUUUAAAGGGUAAACUGAGUAAUCAGGAACCACUUGUUUUCUUGCCUAUGCAACUCUUCAGUUCGUGCACAGCAACUGAAACGUAUUGCCACGAGUUUUGCUCUCACGAAAACCUCAACAAACCUAAAAACCACAAUGCGCUUUAUCAUCUCUCCCCAUCUUUUUCAAGCUACUAUUAUUGCCAGCUACGAUCAAUAAAUGUCACCUAUAUUAUGAUAUUCAACGUAUAUAUGUAUAUAUAUAUAUGCACAGUAUAUAUAUGUAUUUAAAGUCAAGUGUUUAUACUCUGUAUUUGCAUUCCUUCGUAUAUGACAAUGCCUGUGUAUACAUGCAGUAUAUAUCUAUAUAUAGUCUAUCUAGUUACACUGGAAUUUGUAAUAAUUUUUUGAAGUGCCUUUUACUUUCUCAGUCCCAUGAGGUUCGGGUUGUGUUUCCUCUGCCCCUCAGCCGCCCAGCCGUAUUAAAACCUCUGCUGCUGUCAAGCUUAAAGGGAAACCAGGGAACCAGUGAAACCAAAAUCUCAAUGCUGAGCCCAUACACCACACACUGUACUGUCAGGAUUUUAGAAAGAGCUAACACUGUCUGAACGCUAGAAUCCAUCCACAGCAAUAUCAGUUUGAGACUUUACGUGUAAAUAAUGAGAGUAGUUCAAAAGUAUUAUCUGUAAAGGCCUGGUCACUCCGGGAUUAAGGUGGCAAAUCAACAGAUUUCAAUAGAAGCUGCAAAAUGUGCGGAAUAGCUCGCAGGGUUAGGAGUUCAAGUUUAGUGAAAUCAAGUAUUAACAAAUAGUGAAUUGUGUUGACACGCUGAUCUUUGAAGGAAAUUAAGUUCAGAUUGUCAAAAGAAAAAAGAGGCUAUCAUAGCUUGUUAGCUCUGUUACACUUUUUAUAUAUACUUAUAAGGCAAAGGCUUGCAACAACACAAAUUAUUUUUGUUGCAGCCCUACUGUUUCCACCUUCGCAUGUUGGCAACGGCUAUAGGAGCUUGGUAAAUCCUCCUGCAGACAGUUACUGCAUCACCAUGCUGCAAGAUAAACUCAUUUAGAUGCGGCUUGCAAUACAUUUAGCUGAGCCCUUUCUGGUGUGACCGGGCCUAAUAAUUGCUUUUCGUCAUUGUUUCCUUCUUUGGUGCUCAGCAGUACCGCCCAGCCACAAAGGGUUUGCCAGUUUGAACUGAGCGGCCAGUAGCGAGAUGUCUUGAGCCUGGGAUUGUUUUGUUGGUUGACUUUCAGCAGGUGAUGCCCUUUUCUGUCUGUUCAGCCAUGGAGGCUAUCACUGCCUAUGCUAACAACCCUGUUAAAUGAUACGGUUGGUGACAUUCUACAUUUUUCUUAUUGUCAACAAAUCCCAUGUGCAGACCCAAACCAACAAUGAAUGUAUCCACUAACAAGUAUUGUGUGUGUAUCCAACACCUGAUACUGAAUAUCUUAUUUCUCUGUGCCAUAGAGCUCUAAUGUUGGUCACAAAACUGUAAGAGGCUCGACCAGAGCAGCAAGAGUGGAUUAAUCCGCUGCUGAAAAUACUGCAGUCCCCAACAAAUGCACUAUUUCCUCCUGUUUGAAAAAUAACUAAUGUGUUCAGUUCUUUGAAAAUAAUAAACUAUAUAUUUGUGAGCUUU
Notothenia coriiceps (black rockcod) is the source of this 3845-nucleotide messenger RNA. RefSeq names its product tight junction protein ZO-2-like. Gene Ontology annotation, biological process: protein localization to cell-cell junction; cell-cell adhesion; establishment of endothelial intestinal barrier. Lineage: Eukaryota; Metazoa; Chordata; Actinopteri; Perciformes; Nototheniidae. The coding region runs from base 1 to 1992 and encodes 663 amino acids. The transcript is spliced from 12 exons. The record is from RefSeq and is a predicted model, not a curated record. Gene Ontology annotation, molecular function: cell adhesion molecule binding. Gene Ontology annotation, cellular component: plasma membrane; bicellular tight junction.